UGGUCAUAGUCAGCUAGUUCGAAAUAAUAGUGAUAAUUGCAUUAACGCAAUCGUGUAAACUAUUUUAUGAACUGAAUAUCCGGAAUAUAUUGUACUGUUUCUUGCCCCAGCUCACUUGUAAAAUGCCUCUCCGAUCCGGCGAGAGGCAUGGUGGGGCCAUGGUGAUAUGCGCCUUAGUGCCAAUGGUCGUCAUGUUGUUUUCAGUUGAAGUUGCUGGGAUUCAAGAGGAGCAAAAAGUCGUUCAGGAGCAACAUCCUGUAGAGAAAGCUCCCAGCGAGCGGCCUGCUCUGUUAUCGGUCAGCGCUGCUGAGGCCAGUAAAGGCAACCUGGGUUUCAUCCACGCCUUCGUGGCUUCCCUCUCCGUCAUCAUUGUCUCUGAGCUGGGGGACAAGACCUUCUUCAUCGCUGCUAUCAUGGCCAUGCGUUACAAUCGCCUCACUGUCCUACUGGGUGCCAUGUUAGCUCUGAGUUUAAUGACCUGCUUGUCAGUCCUGUUCGGCUACGCCACCACCAUCAUACCACGCAUCUAUACCUACUACGUAUCGACGGCACUGUUCGCCAUCUUCGGCGUGCGCAUGCUGAGGGAGGGCCUGAGGAUGAGCCCUGAUGAAGGACAGGAGGAGCUGGAGGAGGUGCAGGCUGAGAUUAAGAAAAAGGAUGAGGAGCUGCAGCGGACCAAAAUGGCCAACGGAAUGCCGGACAUGGAGGCCGGGACGGCCACGAUGCUGCCUCAGAGGAAAUGGCACUGCAUGAUCUCCCCGAUCUUCAUCCAGGCUCUAACCCUCACCUUCCUCGCCGAGUGGGGUGACCGCUCGCAACUCACCACCAUCGUGCUGGCUGCACGUGAGGAUCCUUUUGGUGUGGCAGUGGGCGGGACAAUCGGACACUGUUUGUGCACAGGUCUGGCUGUGAUUGGUGGAAGAAUGGUUGCUCAGAAGAUUUCAGUUAGAACUGUCACAAUCAUCGGUGGGAUUGUCUUCCUCGCUUUUGCCUUCUCCGCCCUCUUCAUUAAGCCAGACUCUGGAUUCUGAUUGGAGGAGGGACUGUAAAGUUAUUUUUGUAAAUACCUCUACAGCUUGACCCUGCUCUGAAAAAGGGACUUAUUACAGAGACUCUGUGAGAGCCCACAGCUGGAUGGGAGCGUAUGUGUGAGAGACUGUGACGAUAUCGCUCCUGUGUGAAUGAGCAUCAAACCAUUAUUCUAUUGUUUCUACCAGUCAAACUCUACCACCUCUACUUUUCUCUGAAUUUACAUGGAUUCCCAUAGAAUAAUGAUCCACAGGUACUUUCAUUUGUUCUUUUCUUUUCUUUUGACACCUAACUGAUCAUUAUUUAUUAUUCUUAUUUGAAGAAGAAGACUGCUCACUCCUUUACUUGAGAAUGAAGGGUUCAUACUCAGUCCAGGCCUGAGUGUCUGCCCUAGCCAGGCAGGUUAAGGUUAAUGGUCACCUUCCUGACUGAAUGCAGAUCUCAGGGCAGCAACACAAACACACAAACACUCUAGUCACACUCUGCGCAGUGUUCAUUUGAAAUGAAAUGAACUGAAAAAUCCAUGGAUCAUGGUUAUAUGAGCCAGUAAGGAACAGAGAUGUGCUGUAGCGCUGUUGGAAUGAGGCUUUCUUCUCUGUCUGAGCCAUGUCUGUGCAGUCGUUAAUAGUGCAUCUGGAUGAACAGUCUGACACAACAGUCCAAUGUAAAUGAAUGGCCUUUCCACCCAUGAAGUGCAAAUAAAUAACGUUAUUGUCCAAGAAACACUUUACAUUCCUCUCCUCAGACAGAAUGAGCUAUUUAGGUUAGAAAUGGAAAAGGUUGGUCCCACCCUUCUUUUAGGUCAUUUUCAGUUACCCUGGUCAGUCAAGCUCGAGGUUCUUUCCAAACCUGUUGGGCUUUUCAUUGCUCAUAUUUGGUAUUUUAUUUGAAGAGAAAUAUUCUACACUGCCAAGAAAAAGUAGUUAUGGACAAUAGCAGCGAGUAAUAGAUCUAUUUCAUAAGCCACUAAACUAUU
Chanos chanos (milkfish) is the source of this 2005-nucleotide messenger RNA. RefSeq names its product transmembrane protein 165 (gene tmem165). Gene Ontology annotation, molecular function: manganese ion transmembrane transporter activity; calcium ion transmembrane transporter activity. The transcript has 6 exons. NCBI's taxonomy places the organism in Eukaryota, Metazoa, Chordata, Actinopteri, Gonorynchiformes, Chanidae. Gene Ontology annotation, cellular component: Golgi apparatus. The coding region runs from base 123 to 1031 and encodes 302 amino acids. Gene Ontology annotation, biological process: manganese ion transmembrane transport; Golgi calcium ion transport; Golgi calcium ion homeostasis. The record is from RefSeq and is a predicted model, not a curated record.